Stegastes partitus (bicolor damselfish) is the source of this 7203-nucleotide messenger RNA. RefSeq names its product c-abl oncogene 2, non-receptor tyrosine kinase (gene abl2). The transcript has 11 exons. Gene Ontology annotation, biological process: protein phosphorylation. Bases 141 to 3755 code for a protein of 1204 amino acids. Gene Ontology annotation, molecular function: ATP binding; non-membrane spanning protein tyrosine kinase activity; protein binding. The record is from RefSeq and is a predicted model, not a curated record. NCBI's taxonomy places the organism in Eukaryota, Metazoa, Chordata, Actinopteri, Pomacentridae.
CGAAGAACCGCGGGGAGGGGAUCAAGGAAGGAGGACUCGGGCCAGGCCGCUCCAGCUUUUUUUUCGGAGGGGGGAAUGUGAACCGAGAGGUACCGCAAGGGGGUUUGCUCGCUUCGUCCCAAACGCACCAAACUACCGGGAUGGGACAGCAGGUAGGCCGCGUCGGUGAGGGUACAUCGACCGGACUCCAGCCACCACAGCCCCACGCGUCCCAACCGCACCAAGGGAAGGGGAACCGGGGGAGCGGCGCCGGGAGGAGACCCCGAGAACCCGGCAGCAGCACCGGGACACCGCCGGGCAGAGCGGCUGCGGUCAACGUGCCCGACCCGGGGAUCAAUAUAUUCACGCAGCAUUCAGAAGCUCUGACAGAAGCGGUGCGCUGGAGCUCCAAGGAGAACCUGCUGGGGGCAGCCGAGAGCGACCCGAACCUCUUCGUUGCACUUUAUGACUUUGUCGCGAGCGGAGACAACACACUCAGCAUCACCAAAGGUGAGAAGCUGCGUGUGCUGGGCUACAACCAGAAUGGAGAGUGGAGCGAGGUUCGGUCCAAGAACGGCCAGGGCUGGGUGCCUUCCAACUACAUCACGCCGGUCAACAGCCUGGAGAAGCACAGCUGGUACCACGGGCCCGUCUCCCGCAGCGCUGCAGAGUACCUGCUCUCGUCCCUCAUCAACGGCAGCUUCCUGGUCCGAGAGAGCGAAAGCAGCCCCGGUCAGCUGUCCAUAUCUCUGCGCUAUGAGGGCAGAGUGUACCACUACCGGAUCAACACAGCCACUGAUGCAAAGGUGUAUGUGACAUCGGAGAGCCGCUUCGCCACCCUGGCCGAGCUGGUCCACCACCACUCCACCGUAGCCGACGGCCUGGUCACCACACUGCACUACCCCGCACCCAAAUGCAACAAGCCCACGGUGUACGGUGUGUCACCCAUCCAUGACAAGUGGGAGAUGGAGCGCACAGACAUCACCAUGAAGCACAAGCUGGGAGGAGGCCAGUAUGGGGAGGUGUACGUGGGAGUGUGGAAGAAGUACAACCUGACGGUGGCGGUCAAAACACUCAAGGAGGACACCAUGGAGGUUGAAGAGUUCCUAAAAGAGGCAGCAGUCAUGAAGGAGGUCAAACACCCAAACCUCGUUCAGCUGCUCGGUGUGUGCACGCUGGAGCCUCCGUUCUACAUCGUGACGGAGUACAUGCCUCACGGCAACCUACUGGACUACUUGAGAGAGUGCGACAAGGAGGAGGUGAACGCUGUGGUGCUGCUCUACAUGGCCACUCAGAUCUCCUCUGCCAUGGAAUAUCUGGAGAAGAAGAACUUCAUACACAGGGAUCUGGCAGCGAGGAACUGCCUGGUCGGGGAGAAUCACGUGGUGAAGGUGGCUGACUUCGGUCUGAGCCGGCUGAUGACCGGUGACACCUACACUGCCCACGCCGGGGCCAAGUUCCCCAUCAAAUGGACUGCACCGGAGAGCCUGGCGUACAACACCUUCUCCAUCAAGUCUGACGUCUGGGCCUUCGGGGUGUUACUGUGGGAAAUCGCCACCUACGGCAUGUCUCCGUACCCCGGCAUCGAUUUGUCUCAGGUCUACGAUCUCCUGGAGAAGGGCUACCGCAUGGAGCAGCCUGAGGGAUGCCCACCCAAAGUCUAUGAGCUCAUGAGGGCAUGCUGGCAGUGGAGCCCGUUAGAUCGGCCUUCGUUUGCGGAGAUCCACCAAGCCUUCGAAACGAUGUUCCACGACUCCAGCAUUUCUGAAGAGGUAGCAGAGGAGCUCUGUAAAACCGCCUCUUCAGGCCACUGCGGACCACUGCACUCCUUCAGCCACGACAUGCCCCUGUUGCCUUCCAAAUCCCGCACACUGCACAAGCACACGGAAAACAAGGAGAACAUCGAGGGAGGGCUGGACGGGCGCUCGGACCACAGCACGCACAGUCACUCAGGCUGGGCCUCCACUCUGCUCGGAGGUGACGGCCGCUCCAGCAGCUCUCCGGCUCUCCCCCGGAAGCAGCAGCAGCAGCCGCGGGAUAAAUCUCCCAGCAGCCUCCUGGAGGACGUGCAGGACAUGGGCACGUUCACGCGGGACCGCAAGACCGGCUUCUUCAGCUCCUUCAUCAAGAAGAAGUCCUCCUCCUCCUCGUCCUCCUCCUCGCCGUCCUCCCAGCUCCAGCAGAACCUCCCGACGCCGCCCAAGAGGAGCAGCUCCUUCCGGGAGAUGGAGACCCAGCCCCACAAGAAGUACGAGCCCACGGCCGACUUCAGCGCCCCCCCUCCCCUGCCCCAGUCGGACAGCUUGGGGGGCUUCUCGGCCUCCCCGUCCCACUCCCACGGGGAGCCCACGCAGGCACAUUCCCGCUGCUGUGGGGCUGCGUUCGGACAGAAACCUUCCGGCGGAGGUCUCGGUUCGCAGGUGACGAGCGGCAGCAGCUGGGGGGGUCUGGCGGGGUUCUUCACCCCCAGACUGAUCAAAAAGACCCUGGGCCUACGGACAGGAAAGACCGCCUCCACGGAGGAGGGGGGCAGCUUAGUCGGAGGGCCUAAACCCUUCCCCAGGUCCAAUUCUACCUCCUCAAUGUCAGCUGGGCUGCCGGACCUGGAGCGCAUGGCUCUGACUUUACCCCGGAACCGCAGUGCGAAGCCCCCUCUGGAGAGGACCGCCUCCACCACCUCCCAGCCGGAGAACGGGGCCGCACGGCACUCCGAGACCCUGCUGAGGAGGAUGGACGAGGGCACCGCACAGAUCAGGGAACGGCCCAAAGCCAAGCUGCUGCCCCGGGGCGCCGCCGUCGGGGUGAGGGCGCCGGGGGUCGGGGGCGAGGUGGGCGAGUCGGACGGUCUGUCCCGGGUCAGGGAGGGCAGGGAGGAGGGCGGGGGGCUGGACCGGCAGCAGAGCUGGUCGUCUCCCUCCAAGAGCUCCAGCAUGUCGUCGGCUUCGGCUCCGACUCACAACCACAAAGUCCCGGUUCUGAUCUCGCCCACACUGAAGCACAGCCCGGCCGACGUGCACCUGGUCGGGCUGGACUCUCAGGGGAACCGCUUCAAGCUGCUGUCUGAGCACCAGGCGGACCGCGACCGGCCGCGGCUGGUCAAGCCCAAGUGCGCUCCUCCUCCUCCGCCCACCCUGCGCAGCCUGCAGCACUCAUACAGCGGCGACGGCGAGGAGCAGGUCGGAGGAGGAGGAGGAGGAGGUGGAGGUGGAGGUGGAGGAGGAGGGCCCGUGGAGGUGAACGGAGACACGCUGAAAGGCCACCGGUCGGGUCGGACGUCAGGCGGAGCAGCGACGACAGGCAGACCGUCAGUGCCGCCACCACAAGUGCCUCCUGCAUCUUCCUCCGCCGCCAACACGACUCCCACCAAAAUGGCCAACGGAGCCACCACCACCUCCUCCUCCUCCUCCUCCAAGGUGGCGCUGCGGCGGACCAGGCAGCAGGUGGAGAGGGUUCCCCUGGAGCGGGUGAGCCGCGAGGCCCUGCUGGAGUGCGCCGAGUGCCUGAGCAGCGCGCUCCACGCCAGCUCCGAGAGCCCCUCCAGCAGCCAGGUGCUGGACGCCGGCCACCAGCUGCUAGACUACUGCUCAGGUUACGUGGACUGCAUCCCUCAGAUGAGGAACAAAUUCGCCUUUCGAGAGGCAGUGGGGAAGCUGGAGCUCAGCCUGCAGGAACUGAGGGCCUCGUGUUCGGGGGGCGGCGGGCUGAGCGGGUCCAACACUGUACUGGACAACCUGCACACCUGUAUUAAAGAGAUUAGUGACGUAGUGCAGAGGUAGCCACUGUGACGUCACCCGGCGUCGCCUCCAGCUGCCCGGCAGGUCGCUCAUAUUCCGUUGUUUUGUUUUGUUUUGUUUUACGUUUCUGGUUCUAUCGACAGCUUUUUGGGGGACGAAAUGAGAUGAAUCUCUACAGUACCUCACAGAAAUCACUAUAAAAAAAAUAUAAUCUUUUUAUUGUUUACAACAAAAACAGUCUGUUUCAUAGAGAUGCCAGUGUGGACACUAACUUUGCUCUAAACUGUACAUACUGACAGAUGUUAUACCAAACUACACGUGGUCUCACAGCCAGUCCAGGUCUGAUCAAAAGGCCUCUUUGUCGAUUGAAUGUGGAGUUUUAUCAGCUGUGUGUAGCCGCUCCGGAGAGCCGGUCGAGCUCUGAGAAGUUCACUCAAGCAUUUGUUUUCACCAAUCUGUGACUCAUCAGUUGUUUUAGCUCCACAUCUGGGGAACCGAGCGACCAUAAGCCAUUCUCUUAAAGCCAUGUAAUAAUGAUCAAGGCUUGGAAACAGCAAACGGUUUGGGGGUCUCAAUUUGACAUUUUUAUUUUGUGUGCAGAUGGGGUUUUUUUAUUAUUAUUUUUAAUUUAAGACAGUAUUUGUCAGUAGUUGGACAAAUGUGAUAGUUAUAAAUCUCCCCAAAACUUGCUUGGGAUUCUUUUUUUUUUUUUUUGAGAAUAAUCGACUGCUUCGACGGUGACAUUCCCAAAUGUCCGCCUCAGGUGAGACUGCUGAGAAAAGAGUGGUAGGGAUCACUUAUUAAGAGUUUCUGACAAGCGUGUAAAUAAGCUCAAAGGAGAAGUUUCGGUAAAACCAAAUACAGGCUUAUCAGAUCGGAACAGAUUUCUGGGGGCGUCUUGUCGUGCACAGCGUUCGUCUUCGCUUCAGUGACCGAUGUUCACACCUUUAUUAACACAGUGCCACAUUAAUACCUGGGGAGGAGGGGGGCAGGAGGACGUCAACACCUCACCCCCCCACCCCCUUAAAGCAUUUCAAUAUUUAUGUCCAGUUAUCCUUGCACACUACAUUUCUUCCUUGUAUGACGGAGCGUGGGGAGAGCACAGGGUAGCGCAAUGAGCAGGUGACCCGGGACAGUAUUUCUACAAGUGUCCUUCUGCGUAUGGACAGUGCUGGAUUCCCUGUAGCCUUGUCGUGGCCUCAGUGCCUCAAAUUCUUCAAUGUAAGAACACUGCAAAAAAAAAAAAAAAGGAACAAAAAAAAAAAGUCUAUAUAAGAAUAAAGAAUGCAGAGACCUACUUUACACUAAUCACACAGUACUGAUCUCUCAACAAACAAAACUGCAGUAUGUCUUCAGCACAUGAGCGAUUUGUACAUUAUUUGGUUCAAAGAAAAGAGUAAAAAAAAAAAACAAUGCUUUCUAGAAUGUCUAUGUAUGAACUUGAAUUUUAAAUUAUUUGUUUUGUUUUUUUGUUUUUUUUUUAAAGCACAGACCUAUUUUGAGAGAAAAAAAGUUAUGUAAAUAUUUGAUUUAUUUCAUAUCCAGGAGUACAAAAGAUUUAUGUGUGGUCACGGCAUAAAGAGUUUUUGACUGAAGAGAUGUAUUGCGUACCUGAGGCCCAUCCACCCAGAUCUGAAUAUCUGCUUUAUGAAUGUAUUGUUCUUCCGUUCCGAACCCGGUCGAAUGUCCAACUGCAUGACUCUUUAAUCUCUUUAAGGUGCCAUAAAUUUUAUUUAUUGUUAUUUUUUUAACAAUUACUGGCCCAUAUUUUCGUUUUGGUCACACUAAAUAAUAAAAUCCAGAGAUAGCUGCUCUGUUUUUUUGAGCACAAACAAAAACUGUGUACAGCGCGCACACACACACGCACACACACACACACACACACAGACUCACAGCUGUUUCGUUUUGAUUGUUUGCUUUGGCUCUCAUCUUUAUGUACACUGGAUAAGGCCUCAGACACAUUGGUUCAUUGACACAUACGACAACAUCUGUAAACACUGCAGGUCCAUAUCACUUUCAGAAUGCCUGAUAUCGACACUUUAUAGGAGAAAAGAAAAUUGUCUUUUUUUUUUUUUUUGUGGUGCGUUUCAUCAUUUCUUGUGAUUGUGUGUCGGCAGAAAUGACCCUCUUAUUUUUUUGUUGUUGCCAAACGGGAUCUUUUGAGACAAACUGAUGUUUUUUUUAAUUUGUAUUCACUGUGCAUUUCAAAUAACACAACGAAACAUGCCAUCUCUCUCUUUUUUCAUGAUUCUCGGUGCCUUUUUUUUGUGAAGCGAUUUAUGUAAAGGAACACGAUCGAUCACUGCAACAAUCCCAGUCUGUCAACGAUCAUUCAUUAAAACAUUCAUGUGCUCUCUCUCUUUUACUUUUCCGUGAGAUUGUGACGAGUCGAUCACCAACAGCAUGCUUUUCUGUCCUUUGGAGGUAUUCUGGUCAGAUGCAAACUUGAAACCGAAAGGUGCACUUUGUCUAUUAAAAUGGAGUAUUUGAAAACCCGGUUACCAAGGUGGUUUAUUUGUGGCGGUGCCGCCACGCGAGCAAAACAGAGACGCACGAUAUCGGAUUUUUAACUCUUCUUGGCGGAUGUCGAUACCAAUAUAUGCACACAUUGUUUUCCACUUAAUGUAAUUUAAACUAAAGCCUCUCCUGAAGUGGAAUUAACAUAUUAUCAGACGUAAAAUACACUACUUUCCCAGUAGAUAAGAAGAAUUUAAUGCAACAUUUUCAUACUUUCAGACCGACACGUUCAAGCCUUUUGCAUGCAGACGUCAUCGUGCGUUCCUAAACCGUGCACACGCCUGCUGCACUAAACUCAAAAUCUGAUCCCAUCACAAGUUUAGUCCACAAACAUGUCUUUAUAACUGAGUAGCACCGGUCCGGCCUUCACCUGGUUUAGUUUCUGUUGAGUUUUAUCACAUCUCUGUGGAGCAAACUUCCUAUAAAAGCCUUAUCGGAACAGUGCAAGAAAAAACACGCAGCCUUCCAGAAUCCAACACUUUUCAAGCCUGAACUUUAUUUUUUCUUUUUCAAUUCAAUCAGCAACAUAUCCCCAUUAUGCCCCCAAUGAGUCUGAUUUCUAGACCGAUGUGGUUUAACAUUUGAACACAAGUUUCUGCUCAUUCUCAUCGUCGGUGUUUCACAUUGUCUUUUAUUUGUGUUAUCUAUGUUCUAUGUUCUGGCGUCUCCCUGUUUUGGAGAACAGCUCUGGAGAGUAUCAUUAAACCAAAGGCCACUUCUUCAGCUGUAUGAGUGCAAUGUAAUAUCGACACACGCAUACAGACACGCCGUGACGGAAUAUGUGAAUCUAAACAGGGAUGAAAAACAAAUGGCAGAUGUUAACAUUAACUUUUUUAUUGUACAAAAUAUAUAUUUUGUGUUUUGUUUUUGUUUUUUUUGUUUUUUUUUAUUUAAAGCUCACGUUAUAUUACUGUGAAGUUCUGCUUAUCAGUGUUAAGCCUAUUGUAAAUAAUAAAGAUAUUGAUGAAUACUG